AUGGAAUGCCGCCUUUCGGAAGGCGUGAGAAAGCGUACUGCGAGGAAGCCUGACAUUGGUUCAAGAACAUCUCAGUUGGAGGAUCGUUUGAAUGAUCUGGUCGAGAUUCUCCGGUCACAGCAAUCCGGCUCAAAGGGCUCGCCGACACCACAAAGCAGUAAUUCGAUACCCACAGUCCAAGUUCAAGCUCAGGCACCAAGUGAUGCACUCGCAUCAGCCGGCGCGUAUCCGAGUCCCUCUACUGGUAUUUUAAGCUCGGCAUCACAAGUUGCUUCUGAGUCAGGCACAGCAGGUAUCGAGGAUGAUUUAUCACCAUUCGAGGCCGAGAGCAUCCUCCAAAGGUUUCGAAAUGACUACUUGACGAUGUUUCCAUUCGUAUGGAUAACAGCGGAUACGACAGCAUUAGAGCUGAAACAACUUCGGCCUUUCCUCUGGUUGAACAUUAGGACAGUCUGUGAAAGGUCAGCUUCGCGGUUGUGCGCGUAUGGCAACAAAGUGAGAGAAGUCCUUGCGCAGAGAGUUUUCGUAGAUCUCGAGCGUGAUAUAGAUCUGCUGUUGGGCUUGAUGGUCUAUCUUGGGUGGGCUACUCAUCAGACGCGUGGGAGGGGUUUCCAGACACGUUUUGCCAACCUAGCCAAUUCUCUCGUUCAGGACUUGCGUCUUGAUCAACCAUUCGUCGUCAACUCAAAUAACAGCUGCUGGUUUCCCAACACACUACCGCCGCGCGCCCCGCAGACCAACGAGCAACGGCGUGCUGUCAUUGGUACCUUUGUGAUGUGCUCGAGUAUAUCGAAUUUCUUAAGAAUCGAUGUCGUGCGAUGGACCUCUCACAUGGAUGUCUGUCUGGAGAAGCUAGCGGCAGAGCCAGAAUACUUUGGCGACGAGCUGCUAGUGGCAAUGGCAAGAGUUAAACUGAUAAUUGAGGACAUAGCGCGUGUCACAUGGAAAUGCGCGGAUUACGAAUUCUCAAGCCCUCCAUGGAUGUACAUCAAACCAUUGAGAGACAGACUAGCCCAGCUCAAGCGCUCCCUGACUCCAGAGCUAUCCGAGAAUAAGAUACUUCUUUCCCAUCUGCAAAAUGCGGAGGUGUUGGUAUACGAAAUGGUAGUCUUCCACCCAACAAUCCCUAUUAUCAUGCCACAACCCACCGCGUUCCCGUCAUCAAUACCAAUCCCGGAAAUGAGGAAGCAGCCAGUGCAACCCCGACCAAGUCCGAGUUCCGUGAUCAAGCCGGUGGAUAUCCCACGGCUACAGGCACUACACGACUGUCUGCAAGCCAUCAAGCGCAGCAUGUCGAUCGUCUUGUCGUUCGAGCCCGUGCAGUACGUCGGCUUCCCGUUUGCGUUCAUGUGCCACAUGUCGCAUUCCCUGCAGACGCUAUACCGCCUCUCGGUGCUCGAUGAGCCCGACUGGGACCGCGCGGCGGUCCGCCGUGAGGUGGACGUCAUCGCCGUCCUCAACAGCCUGGCAGACAAGAUGUCCAAGGUUGCUGCCGCGGCUGGUCUGAAGGGAGACGCCACAAUGCCCUGCGGAGACAUGUUCAGCAAGGGCUCGAACACGCUGCGAGCCACGGCGUCUAUAUGGGGCUCUUCGUUGCCCCCGAUCGAGGAUGCGACCUCGUCGGCGGCUGACGCGGGACCCGGGCAGUUCGGGGACGCGGGGAUUGCCGAGACGGCGGAGAUCUCUGCGGAUACUAUGGCUCUGAUGUUGGAUCUCAACAGUGAUCCCUGGCUGACGGAUCUUUUUACUAGCUGGGAAGGGCAAUAG
This is a messenger RNA of Truncatella angustata, 1767 nucleotides long. RefSeq lists its product as uncharacterized. NCBI's taxonomy places the organism in Eukaryota, Fungi, Ascomycota, Sordariomycetes, Amphisphaeriales, Sporocadaceae. The transcript is spliced from 4 exons. Gene Ontology annotation, biological process: regulation of DNA-templated transcription. The record is from RefSeq and is a predicted model, not a curated record. Gene Ontology annotation, cellular component: nucleus. Bases 1 to 1767 code for a protein of 588 amino acids. Gene Ontology annotation, molecular function: transcription cis-regulatory region binding; DNA-binding transcription factor activity, RNA polymerase II-specific.